Molecule: messenger RNA, 5536 nt
Organism: Camellia sinensis
Lineage: Eukaryota; Viridiplantae; Streptophyta; Magnoliopsida; Ericales; Theaceae
Gene: DCL4
Product: dicer-like 4
Biological process (GO): siRNA processing
Cellular component (GO): nucleus; cytoplasm
Molecular function (GO): RNA binding; ribonuclease III activity; ATP binding
Source: RefSeq, a predicted model, not a curated record
CACUUCUUACGCACAGCCUAUAUGCUUUCUCUCCUCGUUUGAUUCUCUCUCUACUUUUGCCUUCUUAACAACACACAGUACCCCCUUCUUUCUGACAUAAACUCACUAGCUCUCUCUCUCUCUCUCUCUCCGUGUUUUGUUGUGUUGUGUUGUGUUGUGUUGUGUUGGGUUCGUGCUCGUCUGAUUUCACACUAGACAGUCAAUCAAAGGUCAAGUCGCGAUCAACACCACCGUGAUCGCCGCCAUGGAGGGCGGCGACGGUGGAGCCUCUAUAGCAUUGUCGAUUUCCGAGCAGUUUUCGACUCUCUCGGUGGGUUCUGGUGAAGAAUCGAGUGGGGAUGAUCAGAACACGGAGAAAGACCCAAGAAAAAUAGCCAGAAGGUAUCAAAUCGAUCUUUGCCAGAAAGCUUUGGAGGAGAACAUUAUUGUGUAUCUGGAAACAGGAUGCGGAAAGACUCACAUUGCUGUGCUGCUUAUGUACGAGAUGCGUCACUUGAUAAAGAAACCCCAGAAGAACAUUUGUGUGUUUCUUGCUCCAACAGUGGCACUGGUUCAACAGCAAGCAAAGGUUAUACAAGACUCCACUGGUUUUAAAGUUGGGAUGUAUUGUGGAAGUUCUAAGCGUUUGAAGUACCAUCAUGAUUGGGAAAAGGAACUGGAAAACUACGAGGUUUUUGUUAUGACCCCUCAGAUACUAUUGCGUAAUUUAAGUCACUGCUUCAUCAGGAUUGAAUCAAUUGCUCUUCUGAUAUUUGAUGAGUGCCAUUAUGCACAACUUGACAGCAAUCAUCCUUAUGCAGAAAUCAUGAAAGUCUUCUACAAAAAUGACGUCACAAAAGUUCCCCGUAUAUUUGGCAUGACUGCAUCUCCAAAGUUAGGGAAAGGUGCUUCCAUCAAUACUCUUGAAACCUUACUUCGUGCUAAGGUUUAUUCUGUUGAGGACAAGGAGGAGUUGGAACAAUUUGUGUCAUCUCCUAUUGUUAAUAUAUAUUAUUAUGGUCCUUCUGUAAUCGGCUCAUCUUGCCCUCAUAUGAUUUAUUACAGCAAACUUGAGGAGAUAAAACGCCAGUGUGUGUCAACACUGAGUGGGAAGACUGAUGAUCAUGGCAGUCUUAAGAGCAUCAAGAAGAUGCUCCAGAGAGAGCACAAUAAUUUGAUAUUUUCUCUUGAAAAUCUUGGCCUUUGGGGAGCAUUUCAGGCUUGUCGCAUCCAUUUGAAGAGUGGUCACUCUGAACGAAACGAAAUGAUAGAGGCAGGAAAUGCUGGUGAUGACUCUUUAUGUAACAGAUAUUUUACUCAGGCUGCUUCGCUCUUUGCUUGUGAUUGCGUGAAAGAUGGCAAUGAAGCUGAUUUAUCUGGUGUGGAGGUUUUAAAGGAGCCGCUUCUCUCAAAAAAGCUUUUACGACUUGUUGGAAUUCUUUCGAAUUUUAGGUUACAACCAAAUAUGAAAUGUAUAGUUUUUGUGAAUAGGAUUGUAAUUGCGAGAGCCUUGUCAUACAUACUUCAGAACCUCAAGUUCCUAUCAUCUUGGAAGUGUGAUUUCCUUGUAGGAGUCCACUCUGGACUGAAGAGUAUGUCUCGAAAAAUUAUGAACACCAUUCUUGAAAAGUUCCGGUCUGGCGAGCUGAAUUUAUUAGUUGCGACUAAGGUGGGUGAGGAAGGACUUGAUAUUCAAACAUGUUGCCUUGUCAUACGGUUUGAUCUUCCAGAAACUGUUGCUAGUUUUAUACAGUCUAGAGGUCGUGCACGCAUGCCACAAUCUGAAUAUGCAUUUUUGGUGGACAGAGGCAAUGAGAGGGAGCGUAACUUAAUUUUGAACUUUAAAAAGGACGAAGACAAAAUGAACGAAGAAAUAGCGUCCAGAAAAUCUAGUGUGACAAUUGUUGAAUUUGAGGAAAGAACCUAUAAAGUAACUUCAACUGGUGCCACCAUCAGUUCUGGAUCUAGUGUCUCAUUACUCCACCAUUACUGUUCUAAACUUCCACAUGAUGAAUAUUUCAACCCCAAGCCGGAGUUCUUCUACUUUGAUGAUGUAGAAGGAACUGUGUGCCACAUAAUUCUACCUUCCAAUGCUCCAAUUCAUCAAAUUGUCAGUUCACCACAAUCGUCAACAGAAGCAGCUAAGAAAGAUGCCUGUUUGAAAGUGUGCAAAGAAUUGCAUGAAUUGGGUGCCUUGACUGACUAUCUCUUGCCGGAUCAUGAUGAUGGAAAUGAGGAAUUGGAGCAAGAAUUUUCCGAUUCAGACAGCUGUGAUGAUGAACCUUCAAGAAGAGAACUACAUGAGAUGCUUGUUCCUGAAGCACUUAAAGAACCAUGGACAGAUCUGGAGAAUCCUGUUUGUCUUAACUCUUAUUUUAUAAAGUUCAGUCCUCAGCCAGCAGAUAGGAGUUAUAAAAACUUUGGUAUUUUUGUGAAAACACCCCUCCCAGGAGAGGCUGAUAGAAUGAAACUUGAUCUCUGUUUGGCUCGUGGCAGAUCAGUGAUGACAGAGCUUAUCCCAUCAGGAGUAUCAAAAUUUGAUAAAGAUGGGAUUCUGCAGGUACAAAAAUUUCAAGAAAUGUUCCUCAAGGUCAUCCUUGACCGAUCAGAGUUCAUUCCUGAAUUUGUUUCUUUAGGGAAAAAUGGUUUUAGUAAUUUGGGCUCAUCUACUUUCUACCUGUUGCUUCCUGUCAUUCUCUAUGGGAACAAAAUGACUGUAGACUGGAAGCUUAUCAGAAGAUGUUUAUCAUCGCCAAUCUUCAGGAAUCCGGAGGAUGCUAGAGACAGUGUCCUCCCUCAUUUGAACGAUCACUUGGAACUUGCUAAUGGGCCCCAUCACAUAGAUGAUGUCAUAAAUAGUUUGGUAUAUGCUCCAUGUAAGGAUAUAUUUUUCUUUAUUUCUGAUGUUGUUCGAGCGAGGAAUGGAUACAGCGAAUUUAAAGGUUCAAUGAGUCAUAUAGAGCACUACAAUAAAACGAAUGGCAUUCAUCUUUCAUACCCUGACCAACCUCUUUUAAAAGCAAAACAGCUUUUUUGUUUGGACAAUUUACUAAGGAAAGGAGGGAAUUCAGAAUCACGUGAAAAAGAGGAGCACUUUGUUGAAUUACCUCCUGAGAUUUGUCAACUGAAGGUAGUUGGCUUUUCUAAAGAAAUUGGAAGUUCUCUGUCUUUGCUACCAUCAAUUAUUCAUCGUUUAGAAAGCUUGCUUGUGGCAAUUGAACUGAGGGACAGAUUGUCUGCUUCAUUCCCUGAGGGUACUGAAGUCACUGCUUAUCGUGUACUCGAAGCACUGACAACAGAGAAAUGCAAUGAACGAUUUUCACUUGAAAGGCUUGAAGUGCUCGGUGAUGCUUUCCUUAAAUUUGCAGUAGGCAGGCACCUCUUUCUAUUGUAUGAUGCCCUUGAUGAAGGACAGCUAACAAGAAAGCGUUCUAACAUCGUCAAUAAUUCCAAUUUAUUCAGGCUAGCAACAGUGAGCAAAUUACAGGCAUACAUUCGUGAUCAAUCAUUUGAUCCUGGCCAAUUUUUUGCCCUGGGCCGCCCUUGUUUAGUAAUAUGUAGUAAGGAAACAGAGACUUCUGUACAUUCUCCUCAAGAAAGUAGUUCAAUAAAUGGUGGAAAAGAUGAAAUUAGAUGCAAUAGAAACCAUCAUUGGUUGCAUAAGAAAACUAUUGCCGAUGUGGUUGAAGCUCUAGUUGGAGCAUUCAUAGUUGACAGUGGCUUCAAGGCAGCUAGUGCAUUUCUCAAAUGGAUUGGCAUACAAGUGGACUUUGAGGCUUCACAAGUUAGUAACAUAUGCUCGGCAAGCACAAUCUUCAAGCCACUUUCUGCUCAAAUCGACAUUACGGCCCUCGAAAAUUUGUUAGGAUAUCAAUUCCUCCAUAAAGGUUUGCUCAUACAAGCUUUUGUUCAUCCUUCGUACAACAAUCAUCUGGGAGGUUGCUAUCAGAGACUGGAGUUUCUCGGAGACGCUUUACUGGAUUAUUUAAUCACAUCAUAUCUGUAUUCGGUUUAUCCAAAACUCAAGCCUGGUCAGUUAACAGAUUUGAGAUCUUUCUCAGUAAACAAUAACUCCUUCGCUGACAUUGCCGUGCAUCGCUCCUUCCAUAAAUUUAUAAUCUGUGAUUCAAGUAGCCUUUGUGCGUCUAUGAACAAAUACGUCGACUUCAUUAGAACAACUGCUUCAGAGAAUGGUAUUGUUGAAAGGCCAAGUUGUCCAAAGGCUUUAGGUGAUCUGGUAGAGUCUUGUGUUGGCGCCAUUCUUCUUGACACAGGCUUUGACUUGAACCGUGUUUGGAAGAUAAUGCUCUCUUUUAUGGAUCCAGUCAUGAGCUUUUCCAAGUUGCAGCUUAAUCCUAUAAGGGAGCUUCAGGAACUUUGCCAGUUUCAAAAUUGGGACUUGGAGUUCCCAACAUUGAAAAAGGAUGGAUUAUUUUUAGUUGAAGUGAAAGUGGAAGGUAAAAAAGUUUGUGCAGCUGCUUGUGCUACCAACCUCAAUAGAAAAGCUGCUAGAAGAAUGGCUGCACAGCAAGUGUGUGAAAAAUUGAAGGCUGAAGGUUACAAACCCAAGUAUAAAUCAUUGGAAGAAGUUCUGAAGUCAAGCCGCAAGAUGGAAGCCAAGUUAAUUGGAUACGAUGAAGCACCAAUUGAUGUUACUGCUCCGGAUGCUAUUCCAUUCGGUAACUUGAAGUUGCAAGAAUCUUCCAGAAGUCAGUAUAACGUUAAAGUGGACCACCUUGAUGAAGAGCCUAAAAAGAUUUUCCCAGUCAGUAUCAGACCUAUAAGACCACCCCAACCUCGGCUUGAGGCACAGAAACCACAAUCGACUGCAACCAUCGAAAACAAUAGCUGCAAUUCAGACCCACUGGCAACAGGUGGCUCAUCUAAGAAAUCAGCAAGGUCAUGGUUGUAUGAAAUUUGUGCGGCUAACUGUUGGAAACCUCCAUCUUUUGAAUGUUGCAACGAGACAGGACCACAUCACUUGAAAGAAUUCACUUUCAAGGUGUCUGUGAAAAUUGAAGAAGCCUCGGAUGUGCUUACAGCUUUUGGAGCACCUCAUUCCAGAAAGAAAGACGCAGCAGAGCAUGCAGCCAAAGGGGCAAUUUGGUACCUAAAGAAUGCCGGAUAUGUGCAUGAGUAAAACAGAGGUUAAUUUCUAACCUUUCUUGAGUUAGAGUGAAAGAACCAUUUGCCCAUCCAUAUGUACGUAUAGUUAUUUACAAGCAGCUAACCAUUGACUUAACUCUCAAAUAGCAAAGACUAACUUUCUAUGGAUAUGAUAACUGUAACCAGCUGCUACUUAUGUGGCCAAUGCCCCGAAGGGAAGGCAUGGGUGAUCGAUCGCCCAUUAUCGUGUAUAUAACUGAAGUGUGUGAUGAGAUAUGAAUAUAUGUAGAAAUCGUUCAAGUCGAUUCGCAAAAAACAUCUGAGCAGAUGAUUUGAGACUCCUCGGUUGUUUGACAGAUGAUUGGAAGAAACAAGGUGGUUGUUUGCCAUGGUCUCCUACCCCAUGUAUCUCAGUAAGAUGAUCUCUCAAAUACAAGGGCAUUUUUUUUUU